Trichoderma citrinoviride is the source of this 3153-nucleotide messenger RNA. RefSeq names its product Hira-domain-containing protein. Gene Ontology annotation, biological process: DNA-templated transcription; regulation of DNA-templated transcription; chromatin remodeling. Gene Ontology annotation, molecular function: protein binding; nucleosome binding. The transcript has 2 exons. Lineage: Eukaryota; Fungi; Ascomycota; Sordariomycetes; Hypocreales; Hypocreaceae. The coding region runs from base 1 to 3153 and encodes 1050 amino acids. Gene Ontology annotation, cellular component: nucleus; HIR complex. The record is from RefSeq and is a predicted model, not a curated record.
AUGCGCAUCAUCAAGCCCUCGUGGCUGAGCCACAGCGGCGAGCAGAAGGAUUUCGAGGUCUAUAGCUGCCACGUCUCGCCCGAUGGCAAGCGGAUCGCGACUGCGGGCGGCGACGGCCAUGUGCGCAUCUGGUCGACCGAGGCCGUCUACCACGCCGACGACGCCGACUACAAGAAGCCGCGCCAGCUGUGCCACAUGAGCCAUCACCUGGGCACCAUCCAUUCGGUGCGCUUCUCGCCCAAUGGCCGCUAUCUGGCCAGCGGCGCCGACGACAAGCUCAUCUGCGUCUACCACCUCGACAAGGGGCCGCCGGCCCCGACCUUUGGCACCAACGAGCCGCCGCCUGUCGAGAACUGGAAGACGUACAAGCGCCUCAUCGGCCACGACAACGACGUCCAGGACCUGGCCUGGUCCUACGACUCGUCGCUGCUGGUGUCGGUCGGGCUCGACUCAAAGGUCGUUGUCUGGUCGGGCCACACGUUCGAGAAGCUCAAGUCGAUUCCCGCGCACCAGAGCCACGUCAAGGGCAUCACCUUUGACCCGGCCAACAAGUUCUUUGCCACCGCCAGCGACGACCGCACCAUCAAGAUCUUCCGAUUCACCCCGCCCGCCCCGAACGCGACGCAGCACGACAUGAUUAACAAUUUUGUCCUCGACGCCACCAUCAGCUCCCCCUUCAAGAGCUCGCCCCUGACCACGUACUUCCGACGCUGCUCCUGGUCGCCGGACGGCAACCACAUCGCCGCUGCCAAUGCCGUCAACGGCCCCGUCAGCUCAGUCGCCAUCAUCGAACGGACGAGGUGGGACAGCGAGAUCAAUCUGAUUGGGCACGAGGCGCCGACGGAGGUGUGCAUGUUCUCACCUCGCCUCUUCCACACCGUCAAGCCGGGGCAGAACGGGGCGGCAAAUGGCCACGGAGGGCAGCUCGUCACGGUUAUUGCGUCUGCAGGCCAGGACAAGACGUUGAGCAUCUGGAAUACCAACACCUCGCGCCCGGUCGUCAUCUUGCAGGAUAUAGCGGGCAAGUCGAUUUCCGACUUGGCCUGGACACCGGACGGCCAGACCCUGUUUGCGUCCAGCCUGGAUGGCACCGUCGUUGUGGCCAAGUUCGACGAAGGCGAGCUGGGGUGGGUUGCCCAGCAGGAGGAGAACGUCAAGGCGCUUCAAAAGUACGGUGGCUCUCGCAAGGGCAUGGGCAUCGCCGAGGAUGUGGAUGGAUUGCUCCUAGAGGAGCACAGCAAGGCCGGCGAAUCAAGGGCUGUGCAGUCCAGAAUGGGGGCCCUCAUGGGCGACUUCCAAAACGAAUCGGCAAAGGAGUCCACGCCGGCCACCCAAGCCAGCAAAGCGGAAUCCUCCGCAUCGGCCACCGAGAAAGCAGCUGCCAACGGGAGCGCAGAGUCAGACAAGGAUAAAGAAAGGGAAAAAGUAGACACCAAGGAAGAAAAGGCGGAGGAGACUGCGGACAAGACGGCCGAACGGGUCCGUGAGCUAAAGUCGCGAGUUACUAUCGGCAAGGAUGGGAGGAAACGAGUGGCACCGUUACUGGUCUCCUCAUCCGGGACUGGGCAGUCUUCUCUGCCGCAGAGCCAACUUGUGGGGUCGACGACGACCAAGAACACGCAAAACGACGCUCCGCAGACCAUAUUGGACCUGAGUAAGCCUUUCGACGGCUUGCCAAAGGGUGGCAUCGUUGCUAUGCUGCUGGGUAACAAGCGCCGCGCUGCCACUACCGAUCUCGACGACGACGAAGAGCCUGCGGCUAAGCGGGCGGCUGGCGGCCCAACAGCUGUGGUGACCAACGGGGUCGAUGGCGUGGAGCCUGCGGCCCUGGUGCCCGUCGAGCACGGCGUUAUCCCAACUCCCGAGUUCCUACGCCCGGCCGUGCUGAAUCCUUCCAUCUCCUAUGCCCAGGUGCGCCUUGCUGUUCCCAAGAUACGAUCACACAUCCUGCGGCCCCUGGAGCGAGGCGUGCUGCAACCGGAGACGUCCACGCUUGAAGACGCAUCGAAGCUCCCGGAGAAUAUCAUCCUCGAAGCCAAGAACGAUACCGACCCGCGCAAUCCAGCCCAUGUGCUUGUAACCAAACGAGGAGUUUUGAUAUGGCAGGAGUUUUUGCCCCGAGCUGUCAUCCUGGUGACGGCAAGCAAGCACUUCUGGGCCGUGGCCUGCGAAGAUGGAUCGCUGCACGUCUGGACUCCCGCCGGCAGACGUCUUCUCAACCCCAUCAUCUUGGAGUCCCAGCCCGUCAUUCUUGAAUGCAGGGAUUACUGGCUGAUGGUCAUCACAGCCGUGGGACUCGUCCACGUCUGGAACCUCAAAACGCAGUCGUCGCCACACCCUCCGGUGUCCGUUGGGCCCAUACUGGAUAUUGCAACGGCUUCGCUGAACCAGCACUCGGCCACGCCUGGCCCCGGCAUCACGUCUGCCCACCUCAACUCGACCGGUCACAUCGUCGUCACCUUGACAAACGGCGAUGGCUACUUUUAUGCUCGAGACAUGUACACGUGGCAGCGGCUGAGCGAGGCCUGGUGGGCGGUAGGCUCGCAGUACUGGAACUCGAAUGACUCGUCCAUCUCGGCUUUGCAGUCCACCGCGGUUGGUCCCAACUCAAAAGAAGACAAGGAAAAGGGCGCCGUCACCGUAUCCUCUGGCAUCAUUCCUUUCCUCGAGCGACACACCACCAACGAGUUUCUUCUCAAGGGAAGGGCCUAUGCUCUGCAGCGCAUCAUUAAGACGGUCAUGCAGAGAUCGGAGGCGGAGGGUCUGGAGAGCAGUGUCAGCAUUGCCCACUUGGAGAAUCGGAUCGCCGGUGCUCUGCAGCUGGGGGCAAGCGACGAGUUCAGGUUAUACUUGUUCAUGUACGCCAAGCGAUUGGGAGCCGAGGGCGCCAGGGGCAAGGUAGAGGAGCUUCUCAACAGCUUGCUGGGCGGUGUGCUUGAGGAGAAGGAGUCUGAGAAGACGGGUAGCCGCGGUUGGUACAGUCAGGAUGAGCAAUUGUGUGGAUGGGAUCGAAAAGAACUGCUGAAGGGAGUAGUUCUUAUUCUUGGUAAAUUCCGCGAGCUGCAGCGUCUCACAGCCCAAUAUGCAAGGCUGAUAGAGUUGAACUUGGAUGACGGGUCGGCAGAUGCAGACUCGAUGGACGUUGAGGCGUAG